This is a messenger RNA of Grosmannia clavigera kw1407, 1071 nucleotides long. RefSeq lists its product as uncharacterized. The record is from RefSeq and is a predicted model, not a curated record. Lineage: Eukaryota; Fungi; Ascomycota; Sordariomycetes; Ophiostomatales; Ophiostomataceae. The coding region runs from base 1 to 1071 and encodes 356 amino acids. The transcript has 4 exons.
AUGAUGUUCAAGUCCGUCCUCGUGGCUCUCAGCCUCAACGCCAUGGCCAGCGCCUCAGUCAUCAACCACAAGGGCAUGCACCAGAAGCGGGCAGCCACCUCGUCCGGCAGCUCCGCGGCCAGCACCUGUCUAGACACCAAUGCUCUGCAGACGGGCAGUUUCGUGACCGGCCAGGUCAACGAUGUGCCUUCAGGCGGCCAGUCCAACUCCAACACGGACACGGCCAACUUUAUCAACUUCUGCUCGGGCCAGACGCUGACGAACGGCCUGCAGGUCAAGGCGGGCUCCUGCAACGGCAUCGUCAUGGGCAAGAUCCCGGCCACGACCAGCAUGGUCUCGACGGUGAUCACCAACCCCAAGCUCAACGACAACCUGGACGCGAACACGACCUUCAACGUCACGCUCAACGUGGCCAACAUGCAGCUCGGCUCCUUCACCAACGCCACCAGCACGUACUACGCAGCGCCGCAGGAUCUCAGCAGCAGCGGCGCCAUCAUCGGUCACGUGCACGUGACCGUCCAGGAUGUCGGCAGCUCCUUUGACUUCACCACCCCGCUCGACGCCACCAAGUUUGUCUUCUUCAAGGGCAUCAACGACGCCGGCAACGGCCAGGGCACCGUGACCACAGCUGUCACCGGCGGCCUGCCGGCCGGCAACUACCGCGUCUGCUCCAUGACCAGCUCUUCCAACCACCAGCCGGUGUUGAUGCCGGUGGCCCAGCGGGGUGCUCAGGACGACUGCCGCUACUUUACCGUCGCUGCCAGCAAUGUCAUCUCGACCGCCUCGACCCCGGCUGCUGUGACCACGGCUGCUUCUGCCACCACGGCCGCGUCGACCUCGUCCGGCACCUCGUCUGCCCUCGGCGGCAUCGAGGCGCCAGCCGUCGUCGACUCGGGCGAUGCCAACCGGCCGUUCUCGGUCAACGGCGACACGUUUGUCAACAAGUCGGCCGCCGUCCAGCGCGCGUGCUCGAUCCAGAACAACCAGUGCGCCAAUGCGGUCAACUCGGGCACGCUGAGCGGCGUCACCGUGUCGGACUGCAACGCUCAGGAUGCUGCCUGCAGUGCUUAG